AUGACGGUAACGGAGCUCCGACGGGAGCUGCCGGGGGUUCCCCCGCCUCCCGAGGGGCCAAGCGUUGAUCCGGACCUCCUCGCUUCUCCCACAGCUCACCCGGGCGCCUUCAGCAACCAGGAAACCUGCGCUUCUGCACUCGGGGCUUUGGGCAAAGCGGUGGCGGCGUUUGCAGGCAGGGUUUCGGCUCAGCGGGACGGUGGCGAGGGGCUGGCUCUGCUCCCUGUUUGCAGCUGUGGAGAAACAAGAUACAACAAAGACAAGAUACUGCAAGGUCAAGGAGUGGAUGAGCCGCUCUCUGCAACUGGUUUCAGACAAGCAGAUGCUGCUGGUUUAUUUCUCAGUAAUGUGAAGUUUACUCACGUCUUUUCAAGUGACCUCCUUCGAGCAAAGCAGACUGCUGCCACGAUUCUAGGAAAAAAUAAGUUUUGCAAAGAUUUGGAAAUCAAGUAUGAUGCAAGACUUCGAGAGAGAAAAUACGGUGUUGCCGAAGGAAGGCCUUUGACUGACCUCAAGGCUAUGGCAAAGGCUGUGGGAGAGCAGUGUCCUUCAUUCACGCCUUCCGGAGGAGAAACACUGGAUGAAGUUAGAGAACGUGCAAGGGAUUUUUUUGAAUUUCUGUGUCGGCUAGCUGUUGAAUUGGAACAGAAGGAGCAAGACACACAUGGUGCGGCAAGCAGAAGCUCAGGAACAUCUGAAGAACAGUUUGUUUUCCCUUGGACAAACCACUGCAGUGAAGCAGAACUUAGCUCUGAUAACGGUGGAGCUUCUAAAAUAUUAGAUGCCAAUAUAUUAGUGGUGAGUCAUGGAGCCUACAUGAGGAACUGGAUUGGUUAUUUUGUUUCAGAUCUCAACUGUACUUUACCGACAAAUUUAACAAAGUCUCAGUUGUCUUCUGUCAGUCCCAAUACAGGAGUUAGUCACUUCAUUAUAAAACUUGAAAAUGGAAAUUUGUUAAAACCUGAAAUCAAAUGUGUUUGUCUUAAUCAAGACUCUCACUUAGUGGAUGUGGGAGCUGAAUGUGUAGCUGCAAAAGUGUUUUAAGAGGUUUUUGUAGGGGGAAGUAGUUUUAGAUGACCAUUAUACUAAGUUUGAGAAAGGUAUCUAUAGUAGUUACUGAGA
This is a messenger RNA of Opisthocomus hoazin, 1122 nucleotides long. The record is from RefSeq and is a predicted model, not a curated record. Lineage: Eukaryota; Metazoa; Chordata; Aves; Opisthocomiformes; Opisthocomidae.